AUGGCAGAGCUGCGUUUCAACAAGGACGGCAUUCCUAUCUAUGACGGAACUGCUGAACUAUAUGUGCCAUAUCGGCGAGCGGCCUUGAACUAUGUGGAAACGCUGGAAUGGAAGAAAAGGAGCCUCGCAGGCCCGCGCCUGCAAGCUGCUCUUGAGGGAUCUGCGAGAGUUGCCGUGCAACACCAGACGCCAGGCUGGAUUAGUCAUCACGAAGGUGCAAUGCAGCUCCUGAAUUUUCUCAAGGCCAAGCUACAAGCUCCGACCUUGGCAGAAGCCGGGAAAUCCAUCUCCAGGUUCUUCUACAGUGUCAAGCGCCGCAAGGGCGAAAGCAUGAAUGAAUGGCUCAUUCGGCAUGAUGAAUCGCUCUUCGAUGCUCGCAGAACAUUGGCUGAGGCAAUCCAUGAGUAUGGUGCUGGGGAAGCCCCUACUCGACGGAAUUUGUCCUCAACAAAGUCUGCGGCACCAUCACAGACUCCAUCUCAGUAUGAGCGUGAAGAAGAUGAACAUGAUGUCACAGGCCUUUCUGACCAUGGGCCCUUCAGAGAUGAUGGUCGAAUGGACGAUGGUUUUUCCUCCUCUCGCCCAGCUCCCUCCUCUCGACCAGCUCCAUCUCAACACGAAGACCCAUGGACCGACUGGCAUGAGAAAAAGGCGUGGUCUAAAUGGGAUUGGGACUCCUCAACUUGGGAGUGGUCCAAUUGGCAGUCACAUCACGCUGCCGAUACAUGGGGCAAACCAAGCUCCUCCUCAAAGUAUGAUGCGUCAGAGUCUGCAGCUUCAGAAGCAGACCGAUUCCUUCCUGACUUUGUGGUGGCUUGGAUGCUCCUGCAACGCUCUGGUCUCGAUAGCACAGAGCGAGGGGCUAUCAUCUCCAACCUGAAGAACCAGUUCACCACCAGUCAGGUGAAGGGUGCUCUCCGCCUUGCCUGGCCUGCUGAUGAUUUGAAGAAGCGGGAUAAUCUCCGGGGCUCUGCGCUCUUUCUGGAGGAAGAUGAAGCACUUCUUUUGGAGGAGGACGAUAGCCUUGGUGAGGACCUGAUGAAUGAGGCCGAUCAGGAGCACUACUCUUACCUUACGGCAGAUGUAGAGGUUGCUCUUCAGGCCUACAAUGGGGCACGGCGGACCUUGAAAGAGGCCAGAGAGAAACAGAGCUUCUUCAAGAAGAGUCGACAGUUCUACGGUUCUCGGAAAGACUUCAACCCCAAGCCCAAAAGUGAGACCAGCUUUCAGCGCAAUCCGCCAAUCAUGCCAGCAAUGUCCAAAGCUCAGCUGAUCGAGAAGAUCCAGGAGUACGGCGAGACUCCUCCCUCUACGUGGGGCAAGACCCAACUGGAGGGUCGGCUUGCAGAGUUGAAACACCUUCACCAAGUCGAAGAAGGGUCACAGACCAAGAGCCGUGUAGCCGAACUCAACAAGGCUGCUCGCAAGAAAGAUCAUCUCUUGGCUUACAUGAAGGACAACAACAUCCAGCACUCGGGACACGAGACCAUCAGUCAACUCUUGGCUCUGGGGCACCGCCACAUUCUGGAGACCACCAGUCCUCGGGGAUCCGAUGCCAUGGGCUUCGGGAAGCAUGCCAACCUGACCUACUCGGAGGUGGCCAACCAGGACUGGAACGAUGUACAAUGGAUGCUGACCACCUGCCAGGAGGCAGGAGGCCUGAAGGGCACCAGCGAUUGGCGCCUGAAGCGGUUCAUCCAGUGGUACACUCAUGGUCAGAAGGGCAUCCAGAAGCCGGCAGGAUCAUCCAAGAAGGUCGAGAACAGCAAGGAUGUCAAGUCUCAAGGCUAUGCUCCAAAGACCUAUGCGAUGAACUCGCCCCGCCAAGAAGAGAAGACGGACUCCUCAUUCACGGUCAUCUCUGCUCCAGUUCUUCCAACCGAGACCGAGGAGGAGAUGGAGACAAUCUCAGAGACAGAGCUGGAAAUUCAACGCCUCGAGGGCCAACUUCGCGAUCUCCAGCGUGCCAAGAAGGAGCGCUCCAGCCGUGCUGCACCUGCGCCUCCUCGGGCGGAGCCACAAUGA
This is a messenger RNA of Durusdinium trenchii, 2025 nucleotides long. NCBI's taxonomy places the organism in Eukaryota, Dinophyceae, Suessiales, Symbiodiniaceae. The record is from the annotation of a GenBank genome assembly.